UUCAGAUGCUCAAAGUGAUCGUGGACAUAAAAUUACGAUUUUAUUUGUUUUUUAUUUCCCUAGAAGAGAAAGGAAGGGGGAAAAAACUCUCUCCGUCGAAGCAAGAAUCUGAUAACGCCGCCGCCGCCGCCGGGAUAUGGAUAGUUUCGGAAACGAUUGCAUGAAUUACUUCGGGAGUGAUAUCUUCAUACCAACGGAAGAGCUCGACAGUUGGGGAUUCGACGAGCCGGUUUCCGGAUACUACGAUUCGAGUUCGCCGGAGGGAGUUCUGUCGUCGUCGUCGGCUACGAAGAACAUAGCAUCGGAGAGGAAUAGGAGAAGGAAGCUUAACGAGAGGCUUUUUGCGCUCCGAUCGGUCGUUCCUAAUAUAACUAAGAUGGAUAAGGCUUCCAUUAUAAAAGAUGCAAUCGAUUACAUCCAAAAUUUACAUGAGCAAGAGAGGAGGGUUCAAACUGAAAUUUCCGAGCUCGAAUCAGGAAAGUUUAAGAUAACAGGGUGUGAAUUUGACCAGGAGAUUCCCUUGUUGCUCAGACCUAAGAGGAAGAAAACUGAGAAGUACUUCAGCUAUGGAUCUCCUGCUUCAAGAACUUCCCCCAUUGAAGUCCAGGAUCUUAGUGUAACAUACAUGGGGGGCAGAACAUUAGCGGUGAGCAUGACAUGCUGCAAAAGAGCAGAUUCAAUGGUUAAACUCUGUGAAGUUUUUGAAUCACUGAAGCUCAAGAUCAUCACUGCCAAUAUUUCUGCUGUCUCUGGAAGGCUUUUGAAGACUGUCUUCAUUGAGGCUGAGAAAGAGGAGAGGGAUUACUUGAAAAUUAAAAUAGAAACAGCAAUUGCAGGUCUUAAUGAUCCACAUAGCCCCAUGAGCAUCUGAGAGUUGGAAACUGGUUCUCUCACACUCCCUGAUCAGAGUUUUCCAUUUUGCUCUUUCUUGGGGUUGUCGUCAUGUCACAUGAUUUGUUUUCCUUGAUGAGAGAGUUCUCCUUUCAGGAGUUUCCGAGAGUUCUUUUCUUGGUCCAAGAAGAUAUCAAAUGUAAGAGUGUAGAAUCUUCCAUGUAUAAUUGUCCAUGUCGAAUGGUUUCAUGAGUAUCAACACAAUUAUGUGCUUGAGUUUC
Molecule: messenger RNA, 1112 nt
Organism: Cucurbita pepo subsp. pepo (vegetable marrow)
Lineage: Eukaryota; Viridiplantae; Streptophyta; Magnoliopsida; Cucurbitales; Cucurbitaceae
Product: transcription factor bHLH35
Biological process (GO): regulation of DNA-templated transcription
Cellular component (GO): nucleus
Molecular function (GO): DNA-binding transcription factor activity; protein dimerization activity; sequence-specific DNA binding
Source: RefSeq, a predicted model, not a curated record